AGGUGAGGCCCAGAAGAUGGCCGCGCCGACAGCAACGCCACGAGAAGCCGACCCGCUGAAGCCCGCCGAGACCAGCCUAGAGCUCCGCGAGGCCGCCACCGUGUCUGUGACUGUGGCGCUGACGACUCAGCCGGCGGCUCCAGCUCCUGGGGGCGCCUUCUCGUUGUCCGUCGUCUUUCCCGGCUCGGUCACCCGCGAAGGCUGCUUCCGUUUCACCUGCGAGCUUUUAAAGCACGUCCUCUACCAGAGGCAGCAGCUGCCUUUGCCUUACGAGCAGCUCUCCUGCUUCUACCGGAUGCAGCAGCUGUCCAAGCCCGCUAGCCAGGAAAAAGACAUGGUCAAGAAGGUUUAUCUGAAAGAUCAGGACAACAAAAAGUGCCAGCAAGUGUUGAAUGAUCUUGAAGGUAUUUUCCAGCACUUGGAAAUCAUGUUCAGUUUGACACUGGUCCCACGAGUUCUUAUUUUGCUUGGAGGUACAGCUGUUAACCCCAGAGAGCUCUAUGAAAUCAACUUACAAGAUAUAUCCAUGAGUGGCACCGAACAGAGUUUGUCAACCUCAACCUGUAUUCGCAAGCUAUUCCGUUCUCUUUUCAUGGCAGAUGUGUUCAGUGAGCUUCAGGCUAUUCCCACCAUGAGUGUCAUUGUUAUGGUUCAAGGGCAUCGCAACUGUGGUAUUGACUGGUUUAGACCCAAACUAAACUACAAAGUGCCAACUCGAGGAAGGAAAUUGACUGUUAACUUAUCAUGCAGUGAUGGAAAUAGUACAGCCCUUCCCACCUGUGAAGAAAUAAACUCUGUCUGGGAUGAUUAUAUAUGGUUCCAAGCUCCAGUAACAAUCAAAGGCUUUAAUUAUUUUUCUUGAUAAAUAUUUAAGGAAAAGUUCUUAACUAGCUAUGCUAAUCUUGUGUUUCUUACAUCGCAAAGAACAAUUCCCCUGUUUAAAUUUCUUCUUCUUUCAGAAGUAAUGUUAAACUCUGCAGUACAGAGGUGAAAAUGUACAUAUGUCUAUGAUGACAGAAAGUACCUCUGGAUAACUGAUUCAAUGUAUUGCCAAAGCCUUAUGGACCCUUUAACCUGUAUUCUGUGCUGCAGAUUUUACUAUAAAAGGAUACUUGAAAAUACCUGUGCCAGUAUAUACCUGAUUCAAUACUGAAUUUCCAGUGGAAUAUGUGCAUCUAUGCAAAUUUGAUGUAUUCCAGUUUUUUCCCCAGAAAUACAAUGAAAGCUACAUAAAUUGCUACUUUUUUCAAUAGUGAAAAUUGUCUAAAGAUUGAUUGUAGUUCAGGACAGCAUAGUUGAACACCCCUCUGGAGGAAUAAUGGCUAUUUGAAAUUGAUAUUGUGUACAGUAGAUGUAUGAUACUUUUAGGUACAUUCCUAUUUCAAGCAGCAAUUCAGACGGAUGUUCUCUAAAUUGACAGGUGUGAUUACAAUUACAUACAUGCUUAUCUAAGAAUGUGUGAAUGAUCUCCAGGGGUUUUUUUUUUAUCAUACUUUUGGAAUACUAAUCUGCCUCUGAUUUUUAUUAGUAAAGCGUAACAUUUUAAAAUUACCCGUUACGGAAAUAGAAGUUGUGUUUAAUUGUUCCUAUAAAUUCAUUUUAAGAUUGUAAAAUUUGGUUUUGAUUUCCUGUUCAGUUGGGUUUACCAAUACUGUCAAGUAAUAAGAUAGAUGAAAAAGAAAUCUUAUUCCCCUAUUAGCUAUUGCACAUACUUGGAUUGUAUGAAGACAGAUGAAUAUUGGGCAAGCAUUAUGAGACCACAUCUAGUCUCAUUCUGAAAGAAGCUUGAUGAAGGAAGACAGGUGGGACAAUACAGAAACUCUGAAAAUGGAUAUGUUUCUUAACCAGUUGUUCUGAGGCACAGAAAGAUGUAAGGGGCUUUUGGAGGCAGUGUUAAAUGUUUUCAUGCCAAAGUUUAAAUCUGGGACAGAUAUAGCAAUGGCCAAGCACUCUCUGAGACUGUGGCAUUUAAAUAACCACUCUGCUUAAAGUGUUUUAUUAUAUCUACACUAUAACGGAUUGUCUUCCUUUAUGUCAUUGUGUACUAUACUGUUAAAGACAAUUGUUGAAGACAAUUAUUGUAUGUUCGAAUACUUCUGUGCUUAGAAACAAUAUGCUGUAGAGAAAAUAACCAUAUCUAAAAAAUGAAAUUCAACUUUUUUUCCAAGUAUUAAUCAAUUUGGAAAACUAUAUAAAAUGAUCUGUUUAAUUAUCUGAUUGUGAAAGUGCUGCCUCAUUGAACUAUAAAAAUGCCCGUCCUAUUUCAGUUUGUAUAAAGAAGUAAAUCUGAACAUGAACCAC
Molecule: messenger RNA, 2301 nt
Organism: Protobothrops mucrosquamatus (brown spotted pit viper)
Lineage: Eukaryota; Metazoa; Chordata; Lepidosauria; Squamata; Viperidae
Gene: MAD2L1BP
Product: MAD2L1 binding protein
Exons: 3
Coding region: 17-862 (281 amino acids)
Biological process (GO): regulation of exit from mitosis
Cellular component (GO): nucleus
Source: RefSeq, a predicted model, not a curated record